CCUUUCACCUUUGAUAAGGAACGCCUAGAAAAUUGUUUAAUUCACGAUCGAUAUGAUGUACACUCGAACCAUGGUCGCAUCAAUGGCGGCACUGGCCACAUUUGCUGAUGCCGCUUGUGAUAUCACGCUUUCGCUCUUAGAAGACGUUGACUACGGCCCAAAUGUGCCUGCGAAUGGAGCCGACCUCCCCGCGGUCAUAAUCACAAAUGCCCGUGCGGGAGAUACGCUUGGUGGACCAGCUACUGCAGAUUCAAAGUGUGUGUACUACUACAGGCCUGAUUCAGAGCAGCUAGCAACUAAUGCCUCAUACGAUGGUUUAUCUCAGUUUGUAGGUCCUGAUUGGCCAUAUGUGGAGACUGAUAUGGGGUGUGCGGUUAGCUUCGACGAUUCGGUGCCAGAGGAUUCUAUCUUCCGAAUGGACGGCUAUGUUACCGUUUCUGUCUAUGAGGGUGUAUUGUUCGGUGGUCUGCCUACCUAUUUCUGGCCUGAUGACACUGCGGGAGUAGGACCUACUAUGGAGGGUCUUACAUGCGUGUGCAAUUUCGGACCCUGGUCUUCAGUCGAUGAGACAGGGCAAGGUGCACACUUCGAGGUCGAACAAAGCCUUCCCGAGAUGGAAAGUGAUAGAAUCGAUACAGUUGCCUCCGAAGAGGCCUCCGUUGCCGAACCAACCUGUGCUAUCAUGCUGUCGCUACUAGAAAAUAUCGACUACGGCUCGAAUGUGCCUGCGAACGGGGCAGACCUCCCCGCGAUCAUAAUCACAAACGCCCGUGCCGGUGAUACGCUUGGUGGACCAGCAACAACAGAUUCAAAGUGUGUAUACUACUAUGAGCCCGACUCGAUCCAGCUAGCAACGAACGUUUCGUAUGAUGGCAUGGCCCAAUUUGUAGGUCCUAAUUGGCCGUAUGUGGAGACAGACGCAGGUUGUGCAGUUAGCUUCGACGAUUCGGUUCCAGCGGAUUCUAUCUUCCGAAUGGACGGAUAUGUUACUAUUUCUGCCUAUGAGGGUGUGUUGUUCGGUGGACUGCCUACCUAUUUCUGGCCUGAUGACACUCCGGGAGUAGGCCCUGCUAUGGAAGGUCUUACGUGCGUAUGUAAUUUCGGACCCUGGUCAUCAGUUGACGAGACUGGUCAAGGUGCACACUUUGAAGUGGAGCAAAAGUACCCAGAGAUAGAAAUGGAUAGUGCUGAUAUGUUAUCCAUGGUGCAAACCGAUGUAGUGACACAGACAGAUGAUGCCAGCAUGACAGAGUUCGAAGUUUAAAUGACACCAGUGAACCGUAUAUAAACAUAUAUAUAUAUAUAUAUAUAUGUGUGUGUGUGUAUCUGACAAUGGUCGCGUGGGCAUGCAACUAUGAGGUGCUCUGUGCUGGAUUACGAAUGCUACCAUCUACCUACUUGCAAACGAGAGAAUGAUGCAAUUUCUACUUAGGAAUGAUCUGACUAUUGGAAUCGGAUUUGAAGGGAACAUCUUUAGCUAGUAUAUUAGAGAAACGACUACUAUCAGUCGUCUUCAUUACCACUAUCCAGCCUACUAGGUCGGAUACUGUAUAGUGUGGGAAUUGGAAUAAAACAAAC
Sphaeroforma arctica JP610 is the source of this 1578-nucleotide messenger RNA. RefSeq lists its product as hypothetical. The record is from RefSeq and is a predicted model, not a curated record. The transcript has a single exon. Bases 53 to 1264 code for a protein of 403 amino acids. NCBI's taxonomy places the organism in Eukaryota, Ichthyosporea, Ichthyophonida.